Molecule: messenger RNA, 668 nt
Organism: Macrosiphum euphorbiae (potato aphid)
Lineage: Eukaryota; Metazoa; Arthropoda; Insecta; Hemiptera; Aphididae
Source: the annotation of a GenBank genome assembly
AACUGUUCCGAGUAGCAAAACUAUUUACUAGUGCUGUGGCCACCACUCAAACCCCGGAAACCAAACCGGCAGUUGCUGUCAAUAAUGAAUCAAUUAUUGUGCCGGGGUUCCCAAAACUUAAUGGCCAACCCCAGCCGAAUCCGUUCGACGGUCCUGAACGUGAUCUAAUUAAUUAUCUUAGAACGGUGAUGUUAAAAUUGUCCGUGCCCGAAAAGUGGUGUGAAAUAUUUUACGAAGAGACUGAAGUCACAGGUCCACAUGUACGUGCUGCUGGAAUUUUAAUACUAUUAUUAAUAUUAUUAUUAAUAUUAUUAAUAAUAAAAUUAAUUUUUGGAUUAAGUAAAAAAAUACUGGAAGUUUACCCUGAGUUCUCCCAUGUAUUGUCUACAAUCGGUUGGUUUUGCGUUGGUUGGAAAAAAUUCGCAGCAUUUUUAGCUGAUUCCCUUGACAAAGAAAUUCGUGAAGACGAAACGUCUUGUAAUGCUUGUCGAAAAGGUGAAAUCGACAGUUUAAAAGGAACCGUUGAAAACCAAAAAAUAGAAAAAAAUAGAACUGAAGCUGAAAAACACGUAUUACAAGCAAAACGGGAGAAUUUUCUAUUCAAGUGGAAACUAUUGUUGGAACUAAGUGGGAAGCUGUUUAUCGUGAAGGAGCCUACAAAGGGGUAA